Molecule: messenger RNA, 1323 nt
Organism: Tricharina praecox
Lineage: Eukaryota; Fungi; Ascomycota; Pezizomycetes; Pezizales; Pyronemataceae
Exons: 8
Coding region: 54-1172 (372 amino acids)
Source: RefSeq, a predicted model, not a curated record
GAACUCUUAACACAUAUCUACAUUCACCCUCACGACACUGACAUCGCUCUAACAUGGACUCUAUCAUCACUACGUGGAUUCCGGGGGGAAGGCCGCCCAUCAGCCGAGGGCCUCCCUCACCUCCAAUCCCACCGCCGACACCGAUACCCCCCUUUAGGCCGGACCCGGGAAAGAAGUCAGCGUCUACCGACCCCACUCCGGACGACUCGGACGGGGACGUGAGCGCGCAUGCUGCUGGUUCCCAGCUCCCAAACCUACCACCCGGGACCGACUUCUAUGCGCCAUAUCUUAUACGUACUGGAGUUCAAACGGAUGAUAACAUUGUCAUGCGACGGGUUCAGCGGGACCUUAACACUCAUGAUGCUGCGGAAACGGAGGUACUGUACUAUACAGUUCCGAAGGAGCGAUUUCUUGAGCUUGAGGUCACAGACGAUUCCACAUUACCGUAUUCUAUACUCGAUGGGUUGUGUCCAGAACUCAAGGUCCAGUUUUGGAACGAUGAGAUGUGGGGUCCUAAACUAGGGGACUUGGCCAGCAGUCAGCUCGAAAUUUCCUCCACUGGAUGGUCAUUCACCAACUAUUCUGCUCGCCGUACAGAUACCAAGACCGGUGACAUUGUCGUGGAGUUCUGCCUUGACGGACUGAAGUUGAGUUAUCUUUGGGAGAGACACACCCCUAUUCGCACGCCGCGAGGGAAGCCUGUCAUCGCACUCGAUCACGAACGUAUAGGGGUAGUGGAAAGGGUUUGCGUUUGCCUUCGGAGGACUGCCGGGUCUGGGGCCAACCCACGCUGGAGCUUGGAUAUAAUCUCUCCAUUCGGUAUUAGCUCCUAUUUUGACGGAUUCAACACUCUUAUGGGAAAUCUCAAUGCUGGAACACUUUGGACGCAGCUUGCCGUGCACGAUCCGAGGCGGCUGGUGUUGGAAAUUGUUCGCACAAUGCUUUCCUGGAGAAACUUGGAUGAAGAGCUGCGGGUCAAAGUCACGAACACGUGUGAAGUAAUGUUGCAGCGCGCAUCGAUGGACCGAUGCUAUCAAGGUCCUUCACCAAGAGCUCAGAGUCUUGCAGGAUUGCCAGCUUGCUUUGGAAUCCAACUUGAACUUCGUCAACGCGCUGCAAGUCGAUUUGUCGAUUGCGGCUGUGCCAGGACCGGACUUGUCGGAAUAUGCUGAGAACGACGAGAUCAUUGCGGAAUUUCGAAGUGUUGGGUCAGGCCUGAAGCAGAAUAUACUCUUCGUCAAGCAGUUGAAAGAGGAACUGGCUACUACAAUUGACAUGAUUUUCAGCGCAGUGCAGGUCGACCAGAGCAUCCAGACGUUAAAA